Messenger RNA from Penaeus monodon (black tiger shrimp), 797 nucleotides. RefSeq names its product cuticle protein CP14.6-like. Gene Ontology annotation, cellular component: chitin-based extracellular matrix. NCBI's taxonomy places the organism in Eukaryota, Metazoa, Arthropoda, Malacostraca, Decapoda, Penaeidae. The transcript has 3 exons. The coding region runs from base 108 to 476 and encodes 122 amino acids. The record is from RefSeq and is a predicted model, not a curated record. Gene Ontology annotation, molecular function: structural constituent of chitin-based larval cuticle.
ACAUCGCCUCGAACAGCAGUAACCGACCCAUUCGUUGCCUCGUUCGUCUGUGCGGAUAACGCUGCCAUUAUUCCUUUGACCGCCGAUCGAGAGGGACUGCGAGCAACAUGAAUUUUGCCGGAAUCGCCUUUAGCGCCGUGGUGGUGGUGGUCGUAGGACUCCUCGCAGCAGGGACCGAGGCCUCCCCCCUCACCCCCUACGCCCCAAGAGUCGUGAUCCCGAUCCUGAAGGACGACCGCUCGCAGGACGCCUACGGGGGGUACUCCUUCUCCUACGGGACAGGCAACGGAAUCUACAGGGACGAGGUUGGCCGACAGAACUACGGCCAGGUCUCGCAGGGAGGAUGGAGCUACACCUCCCCCGAGGGCGUCCCCGUGCAGAUCACCUUCGUGGCCGACCAGGGGGGAUUCCAGCCCUCCGGCAACGUGCUCCCUGUGGCCCCCGCCCUCCCCUACUCCAGGAGGCAAGUCUACUGAAGGAAACAAAGGGAAAUGGAGAGAAAGGAGAUGAAAUGACAUAGAAUUAAGAAAGAAAGAAAAAUAUUGAUGAAAUAAUGAGAGAGAAGAAAAGUUCAGAAAAGGCAAUCAUGACAAAAAAAGUUCCGAUUUUUUUUUAACUCCUUGGUCAUUCGCUUUGUUAUUGGCCUUCUUAGAAAUUUCAUUGUUUUUUUUUCCAUUCGUUACUUUUUUCUUCAUGAUUGCUUGCCAUUAUUGCUCUCAUUGUUACUGAUUUUUUCAAUUUCUUUUUUUGUUACUAUUAUCAUCAUCAUCGUCAUCAAUAUUAUUGUUAUCAUCAUU